AUGGCGGCCGAGUACCCCAAGCACCCGUUUCUCCUCACAAUUGAGGAGACGGCGCAAGCUCUCGACACCAGCAUCGACAAGGGCCUUACCAGCCAGCAAGUAGCUGAAGCCCAGCAAAAAUAUCCCAAGAAUGAGCUCGAUGUGGGCGGUACUGUGCCAUGGUACAGUAUUUUGACCAAGCAGCUGCUCAAUGCCAUGAUCAUUGUUCUUGCAUUUGCCAUGGCUCUGAGUUUCGGUAUUAAAGACUACAUAGAAGGUGGUGUGCUUGUCUUUGUCAUCGUCCUCAACGUCACCAUUGGUUUCUGGCAAGAGUAUCGCGCUGAGAAGCGCAUGGAUGCUCUCCGAGCUCUCUCCUCUCCCAGUGCCAUGGUUCUUCGCGAUGGAAAGACUCAAGUUAUUUCCAACCCCGAAGUCGUUCCCGGUGACAUCGUCCUCCUCAAGAUGGGCGACACCGUCCCCGCCGAUCUCCGCCUCUUUGAAGCCAUGAACCUUGCUUGCGAGGAAGGCCAACUCACUGGCGAGUCAAUCCCCGUCGAGAAGAUUACCGAAAAUAAUAUCACCGCUCCCGGAACAGAGAAGCCUGUCGAGUCCGAGGAUGAGAUCGGUAUUGGUGACCGGGUCAACAUGGCAUAUGCCACCACCGUCGUCCGAAAGGGCCGUGGUCGAGGUAUCGUCACUGCUACUGGUAUGUCCACUGAGGUCGGUAAGAUUGCUGCCUCUACUUCCAAGAAGACUCGAAAGGCUGGCCGAUCUAUGAACUACAAGAAGUACGGAAAGCGACAGCCCUUUGUUGGUGCUUCCAAGCGAACAUGGGAUGUUAUCGGCAAGUUCUUGGGUCUCACUGAGGGAACCCCUCUCCAGCGAAAGCUUUCCGCUCUUGCUUAUGUCCUCUUCGGCUGUGCUAUCAUCCUCGCUAUCGUCGUGUUUGCUGUCAACAAGUUCGACAUGAAGAACGAGGUUAUUAUCUAUGCCACUUCUCUUGGUAUCGCUAUUAUCCCCGAGUCCCUGGUCGCUGUCUUGACCAUCACCAUGGUCGUUGCUGUUACUGUAAUGCGCAAGGCCAACGUGGUCGUUCGAGAUCUCUCCGCCCUCGAGGCUCUUGGAGGUGUUACCAACAUUUGCUCCGACAAGACUGGUACUCUCACCGAAGGCGCCAUGAUCGUUCGCAAGGCUUGGAUCCCCUCUUCUCACAUCUACACUGUUCGCGACUCUCAGAGCCCCAACGAUCCCACCAAGGGCCGAGUCACAUACUCCAAGCAGAGCGAUGAGCCCGAAGAGAAGGAGGCUCCUCGUGACUACGAUCGCGAGCGUAGUGCUGCUGUCCUCAAGUUUGAUGUUCCCGAUGAGAAGCUCAACCAGAAUAAUGCUCAACCCAAGAAGCCUGAGCCUGAGGUUGAGUGCGAGAUGACUGAUGAACUUCAAGCUUUCUUGCUUUCUUCCGCCCUUUGCAACUUGGCUACCGUCCGAUACGAUGAUGAAGAGGAGAAGUGGCAGGUUACCGGUGAGCCCACCGAAAUUGCCCUUCAGGUCUUCACCCACCGCUUCAACUCUGGAAAGAAGACUCUUGAGGGUGAGGGCUGGAAGCAAAUUGCCGAAUUCCCCUUCGACAGCUCUAUCAAGCGAAUGUCUGUCAUCUACGAUGCCCCCGAGGGCGCCAAGGGUUCCAUUAUCGACACUGUCAACUCAAUGGUCUUCACCAAGGGUGCUGUCGAGCGUAUCUUGGAUCUCUGUGACUACGCCGGCACAGGACCUGACCAGCAGCCCAUGACUGAUGAGCUCAAGGAGAGUGUUCUUGAGCAGAUGAAUAGUCUCGCUUCUCAGGGCCAGCGUGUCCUGGCUAUCGCCUACCGUCCUUGGGAUGGUCGUUUCACUGCCAAGCAAGCCUCUUCUCCCGCCGAGGACGAGAAGCUUCGAACUGAGGUCGAACAGGGUCUUAUCCUCCUUGGUCUUGCCGGUAUCUACGAUCCUCCUCGCCGUGAAACCAAGCCCUCUAUCGCCGAGUGUUCCAACGCUGGCAUCCGAGUUCAUAUGCUUACUGGUGAUCACCCCGAGACAGCUAAGGCCAUUGCUAAGGAAGUCGGUAUUAUCCCCAAGAACCUCAGCGUUCUGCCUGAUCACGUCGCCAAGUCCAUUGUUCAGAAGGCGACCGAUUUUGAUAGAAUGACCGAUGAAGAGAUCGAUGCUCUCGAGGAACUUCCCCUGGUUAUUGCCCGUUGCGCUCCCGACACCAAGACCCGCAUGAUCGACGCUCUCCGUCGUCGUGGCGCCUUCAUGGCUAUGACUGGUGAUGGUGUCAACGAUGCCCCUUCUCUGUCUCGUGCCGACGUCGGUAUAGCCAUGGGUUCCGGUUCUGAUGUGGCCAAGUCUGCCUCCAAGAUCGUACUCACUGAUGAUAAGUUCAACUCCAUCGUCGCUGCUAUCCGUGAAGGUCGUCGCAUGUUCGACAACAUCCAGAAGUUCGUCCUUCAUCUCCUGACUUCCAACGUUGGUGAGGUUAUCCUCCUGGUUUGCGGUCUUGCUUUCGUCGACGACAGUGGCUUUUCUGUGUUUCCCGUCUCACCUCUUCAAAUUAUCUGGAUCAAUAUGGCUACUUCGUCAUUCCCUGCCUUCGGACUGGGUCGCGAGCAGGGCGCUCAGGACAUCAUGCGCAAGCCUCCUCAGGACAAGAAGCGCGGUGUCUUUACCAACCAGAUCAUCAUUGAUAUGAUUGUCUACGGUAUUAUCAUGGGUGCUUGCACAAUGUGCACUUUUGUCAUCAUCGUCUAUGGUGCCAAUGGCGGUAACCUCGGCUUCGAGUGCAACCAGCGAUACUCUGAGGAGUGUAUCCCCGUGUUCAAGGCUCGCGCUGCCACUUUUGCUGAACUGACAUGGCUUAUCCUCAUCUCUGCUUGGGAGUUCAAGAGUCUGCGCCGAUCCGUCUUCCGCCUCAACCCUGACGACGACAGCAAGUUCCCCGUGUUCAAGGACAUCUACUCCAACCGCUUCCUGUUCUGGUCCGUCAUCAUUGGUGGUCUGUCCGUCUUCCCUGUCGUCUACAUUCCCGUCCUCAACCACAAAUUUUUCAAGCACACUGGCAUCACUUGGGAGUGGGCUCUGGCUGUUGGCUUCACUGUUGUGUUUGUUGCCGGCAUUGAGCUCUGGAAGAUGACCAAGCGACACUUCCAUCUUCUUGAGGACGCUCCUGUCCGCCGCGGUGUCUGGGGCCAGGGUGGUGAAGACGGUGGUCGCCUUGCUCGAACCAUGUCUCUGUCCAGCUUCAAGACCUGGGCAUCUUUCUCUCGAAAGGACACUGGCGAGUCUCUCGGAAAGCGAAGCAUCUCUCGUGGACCUACCGAUCGACACAUUGUGCCUCAAGGCCUUGCAGCCACCGAGGCCUGA
Fusarium tjaetaba is the source of this 3378-nucleotide messenger RNA. RefSeq names its product Ca2+-transporting ATPase. The transcript has 3 exons. The record is from RefSeq and is a predicted model, not a curated record. The coding region runs from base 1 to 3378 and encodes 1125 amino acids. Gene Ontology annotation, molecular function: ATP binding; ATP hydrolysis activity; P-type calcium transporter activity. Gene Ontology annotation, biological process: calcium ion transmembrane transport; intracellular calcium ion homeostasis. NCBI's taxonomy places the organism in Eukaryota, Fungi, Ascomycota, Sordariomycetes, Hypocreales, Nectriaceae. Gene Ontology annotation, cellular component: plasma membrane.